UGCCCAUCUGGGCGUGUAGUUCCGCGCGGCGCUGGCAGAUCUGUUUCAUUCAAUUAACCCUCGUCGAAAUGAGGUCGUCUUGUCACUGUUGACAGCUUGGUACCAGGCUCCGUCACUGAGGACGAGGAGAUAUUUCAACAGAAUCCAGUUGGAAGCAUCUCCUCUGCACACUUUUCCAGAGGCCGCAUGAUAGUUGUGUCUUGUUGCCAUGGCAAUGGAGGAAGGGGCACUAAGCUGUCUGCUACGCUCUCGUGCCAUCCUGGAGCAGGACAUCAAGGCUGCCUACCUGAUGGACCACAUGAUCACCGAUGGCGUGCUGACCGUGGAUGAGGAGGAGAGAAUUAAGAAUCAGCCCACCAGAAGGGAUCAGGCUGUGGCCCUGCUGGAACUGCUGCUGAAGAAAGACAACAGGGCAUACAUCUCCUUCUACAACGCUUUGGUGAGGGAGAGCUAUGGAGACCUGGCUGGCCUUCUCCACAACAACCUACCCCUCAUGUCCCCUGAGGGCCACAAGAGCUUCUCUGAUGGGGGCACACCCUAUGGUGAGGAGGGUAUGGUGCAGACAGUUCUGAGCGAGGGUGGCGUGCCUCAAAGGCCUGUGGUGUUUGUCAGUAGACCGGAGCUGGUGAACCGUAUCAGGGAGAGGCUCUACCGGCUCCAGAAACAGCCCGGUUGGGUCACAGUCUUUGGCAUGGCUGGCUCGGGAAAAUCUGUCUUAGCAGCUGAGGCUGUACGGAAUCAUGCUCUCAUUGAAGAGUGUUUCCCUGGAGGUGUCCAUUGGUUGUCUAUCGGCCAGCUGGACAAGCCAGACCUGCUGGGGAAGAUCCAGUCCCUGUGUUUCCGUUUGGAGCAGAGCCAGGACCCCCAAUCUCUCCACAGGCCCCCCAACUCACUUGAUGAGGCCAAGGAAUGCCUGCGCUUCCUCAUACUGCGCAGGUAUCCCCGGUCUCUGCUGAUUCUCGAUGACAUCUGGGACAGCACAGUUCUCAAGUCCUUUGACAUUCAUUGUCGCAUCCUUCUGACCACCAGAGACAGAAGCCUUACUGAUUCUGUUAGUGGUGGUAAGUAUGAGGUGGCGGUGGAGAGCGGACUGGAUGAAGACAAGGCAUUAGAAAUCCUAGCUCUGUACACCAACAGCAAACCCCUGAAUCUACCAGAGCAGGCUCGAAGCAUCAUCAGAGAGUGCAAAGGCUCUCCUCUGGUGGUCUCUCUAAUCGGGGCUCUGCUCAGGGAGUUCCCCAACCGCUGGUCCUACUACCUGCAGCAGCUGCAACAGAAGCAGUUCAAGCGCAUCAGAAAGUCGUCGUCCUAUGACUAUGAUGCCCUGGACCAGGCCAUGGACGCCAGUAUCCAAGUCCUCCAUGCUGAACACAGAGAGCUCUACAAGGACCUCACUGUGCUGGAGAAGGACGUUAAAGUACCCGCCAAGGUGCUGGCAAUUCUGUGGAACUUUGAGCCGGAGCAGGUGGAAGACGUCCUCCAGGAGUUUGUCAACAAGUCGCUGCUGUUCAGGGACUGUCACCACCGGCCUUACCUCUACUACCUCCAUGACCUUCAGGUGGACUUUCUGGCUGAACAGAACCGCUCCCAGCUAGAGAGCCUCCACACCAAGGUGGUGCGUCAGUAUCAACACUACUAUAGAGAGGGCCCACCCACCUCAGGAGACCAGGAGUGUCUCUACUGGAUCAGAUUCCUUACCUACCACAUGGCCAAAGCCAACCUCUCCCAGGAGCUGUAUUCUCUCAUGUUUUGUCUGGACUGGAUCAGAACCAAGGCUCAGAUAAUGGGUCCAGUUCACCUCAUCAAUGACUAUGUGGAGUACGGAGCCAUUCUGGACAAAGAGAACAGCGACGUACGCAGCCAGUUCCAGGAGUUUCUGUCUGUGAAUGGCUACCAGCUGGAGCAGGAUCCAUUCCCUGACGUGGUGCAGCUGGCCCUGUCUCAGCCCCACUCAUCCGAGGUCUACAGACAGGCUCUUCAGCAGGCCCAGGACAGAGCCAGCAGGGGGGAACUCUACUUCGACUGGCUAAAUAAGACCAGUCUGGAGAGUCAGUCUCGUCUGGUGGUCCAGCCCCACCAGGGGUGCAUAUACUUUGCCUGUUUCUCCCAUGAUGGAGCCAAGAUCGCCUCCUGUGGAGCCAGCAAGACACUCAUGGUGUUUAAGACCACUUCAGGUGCGAAACUGUUGGAGAUCCAGGCCCAUGAGGACGAGAUACUCUGUUGUGCCUUCUCCCCUGAUGACCGUCUCCUAGCAACAUGCUCCAGCGACAGGAAAAUCAAGGUGUGGAAUGCUGAGCGUGGCACCCUUCUGAGGGUGUUUGAAGAGGAGCAUGAGGAACAGGUCAACCACUGUCAGUUCACCAACACUACUCGUCGCCUCUUACUGGCCACCUGCUCUAAUGACAAGUUCAUGAAUGCAAAGUUGUGGAAUCUCAACAAGCCGUCCUCCCAAAACACUAUGUUUGGUCAUCUGGAGCCUGUCAACCACUGUUGUUUCUCCCCUGAUGACACCUAUGUCUCCACCUCCUCCACUGAUGGCACCCUGAAGCUGUUUGAAGUCUCAUCAGCUAAUGAGUGGAAGACCAUUGACGUUAAGGGCCUGUUCCAGGAGGGUGGUGAAGAAACCGAGGUCCAGGUCAAAUGUAGCACCUGGUCAGCAGAUGGCAAACUUGUUAUGUGUGCCGCAAGGAACGCUGUUUUUGGGUUUGCGGUGGAGACGACAGACAUGCUGCUGGAGAUCAGGACCAAUCGUCUGAGCACAGUGCAGUACUGCCAUGCCUGCCCCACCAGCAACCUGCUGGCUAUUGCUGUCUCACACUACAAUGUGGAGUUAUGGGACUUAGAGGCCGAUAAGAAGCUGGCUGACUUGACCGGUCACCUGAGUUGGGUUCAUGGAGUUCAAUUCUCUCCUGAUGGCUCUCUGUUGCUCUCCUGCUCUGAUGACCAAACAGUCAGGGUAUGGGAGACUAAAAAAGUGCACACCUCCUCAGCUGUGUCUCUCAAGAGAGACUGUGACGUGCUCUUCAACGGCGAUGGCAUCACUGUAGCAGCUGCCGACAACUGUAACAGACUUCAGGUACAUAAUGGUCGGACAGGAGAGUUGAUGUUCCAGUCGGAGGAACAGUCAUCAAGGAUCCGUUGCACCUGUAUCUGUAGACAGCCUUCAGCCGUGGCCCUGGGCCAAGAUGACGGGACUGUAAAGGUGUUGGAGGUACCGUCUGGGAUAACCCUGGCCACCCUGCAGGGCCAUACCAAAACGGUGCUGCACUGCCACUUCAGCCAGGACGGACUGACGCUUAUCUCCUCCUCAGAGGACACCACCAUCAGGGUUUGGAGGUGGAGGACUGGGGAGUGUAAGGUACUACAAGGCCACAAGGAGCAGGUUCGACGCUUCUCCCUUAUGUCCAACUCUUCCAGCAAUACCCAUCUACUGUCCUGGUCCUUCGAUGGCACACUCAAGGUGUGGGACAUGGAGAGUGGUGAAAAGUUGCAUGAUAUAGAAGGUCACCAGGAAGCCAUCCUGGGUUGUCACAUCUCACCAGAUGGACGCCUCUUUGCCACCACUUCUGCUGACAGGACCGCUAAGGUGUGGCGCUGUGAGUCGCGGCAGUGUGUCCACCUGCUCAGCGGUCACCAGGCUUGUGUCCGGAGCUGCCGAUUCUCCUGGGACAGCAGGCGGCUUGCCACGGGGGACGACAAUGGAGAGAUACGGCUGUGGAAUGUCAGGGAUGGCUCCUUGCUGAAGAUCUGUUCCCGUGACACCAAGGAUGCAAUGGACUCACUCCACGGAGGCUGGGUGACUGACCUGCACUUCUCCCCAGACGACUCCCUUCUGGUCUCCACCGGCGGGUACAUUAAGUGGUGGGACGUGGAGAGAGGCGAGGCCCUCCAGACCUUCUACCUGACAGGCACCAGUCUGAAGAGGAUCCACGUGUCGCCCAACUUCUCCACCUUCGUCACAAUCGACAACAUCGGUACUCUCUACGUCCUCCAGAGGGUGGCGUGAGGGAGGCGGCGGCGCUCUGAAAGUUUACUUGGUGGCAGGUCCUAAACGGGGAAAUUGUUUGUGGCUUAAAUGGGGAAGAAAAACAAUGCAAGCUGUUAACCACUUUACACAAGCUUUAAAUGAAAAAUUCAGCAAAAAAGCACCUGCCUGCUUUGCUGUGAGCUGUUGAUAUAAGCUAUUGUGUGCACCCAGUAAUUUGUCUGAAUUAAUGAACUGCAUCAGCCUUACCUGUCCUGUCAAAUCUACAAGUCUCUCUUGCCUUUAGACUGCUCCAGUUUUCUAUGUAUUGUCAGGGAUUCAAUCACCAUCGAUGGCGAAGUUUCUCCAGGCUGAUUCAUUCAAAUCUUUGUCAUGGGCGUCCGGGUGGCAUGGCUGUCUAUUCUGUUGCCUACAAACAUGGGGAUCGCCGGUUCGAAUCCCCGUGGUUCGAAUCCCGCUGGUUUGAAUCCCCAUCCACAAUUGGCCGUUUCUGCGGGUGGGAAGUCGGAUGUGGGUAUGAGUCCUGGUCGCUGUGCUAGUGCCUCCUCUGGCCGGUCGAGGGCGCCUGUUCAGGGGGGAGGGGGAACUGGGGGGAAGAGCGUGAUCCUCCCAUGUGUUCCAUCCCCUUGGUGAAACUCCUUACUGUCAGGUGAAAAGGAGUGGCUGGUGAGUCCACAUGCAUCAGAGGAGGCGUGUGGUAGUCUGCAGCCCUCCCCGGAUCGGCAGAGGGGGGCGGAGCAGUGACCGGGACGGCUCAGAAGAGCGAGGUAAUUGGCCGGGUACAAUCGGGGAGGAAAAGGGGGGGGUUCUAAAAGAAAGAAAGAAAAGCUUUGUCAUGUGAAAGCCAAAACCUGGACAUAUUUGUAUGAACAGUUUUAUUCUAUGCUUUAGUCUGAAUGGGAAUGUGGGUCCAAGCUUGUUUCUAUUUGUGACACAGGUCCUCUCCAUUAGGAUCACACCGAAAAACCACUUUUGCACUUAACUCUACAUGCAAUGAAAAUCUAUUGAUUCCAAAAUCUUUUGUGAGGCCAUUUGUACUUGGACUUUAGAUCACUGGUAGAUGUUUUGUAAGAAAUAGAAGACGAAAAUGCAGUCCUUGAAUACGGUUUACAGCUCUUUUCUAAUUUUGUUGUUGGAUGGGUUUUUGUGCUCUUAACCCAUCAACAUUGCUCACGUUUCCUUUUCUGUAUCAAUGAGCCAGUCAUGUGUAUAUACUGCUUUUAUGAACCUUUCUAUCCCCCAGGUGGUCUUCUUACUGAGCCAGUUCCUCGGUGCACUUUGCGGCAGACACUACAAUCGUUCACGCAAGGCCUUUGUUAAUGUGGCCUGGUUCCAACACCUCCAAAACGAAUCCUUCUGUCGUCUCGGUAUAUCGGUUUAAUGGUCAUUCCUAAAUCACGGGACGGGAAAAUCGAGCAUUCCUCCACCUGAUCCAUCGAACCUGUCAACUCGGACAACUCAAAACACAAGGAUGCGUUUUGGCGGUGGAAUCAGGCCUUUGUCAUGUCCAGAGUGUGUGCUUCAAGGUCAGUGUUUUGAAUCAGAUCUGCAGAGAAGUUUCCAGAUAAUCAAAUCACGGAAGUUCUCUGCCAGGCGAAGCGUAAAACAUUGAGAACUGUUCAGGAUAUAUUUGUACUGUCAUACGUUAAAGGUGCAUGGUGGGUGUACUUCAUAGCAUUAAACAUGC
Messenger RNA from Lampris incognitus (smalleye Pacific opah), 5672 nucleotides. RefSeq names its product apoptotic peptidase activating factor 1 (gene apaf1). The transcript is spliced from 27 exons. Gene Ontology annotation, biological process: apoptotic signaling pathway; regulation of apoptotic process. Gene Ontology annotation, cellular component: apoptosome. Bases 209 to 4006 code for a protein of 1265 amino acids. Lineage: Eukaryota; Metazoa; Chordata; Actinopteri; Lampriformes; Lampridae. The record is from RefSeq and is a predicted model, not a curated record. Gene Ontology annotation, molecular function: ADP binding; protein binding.